Messenger RNA from Zingiber officinale, 795 nucleotides. RefSeq lists its product as uncharacterized. The transcript has a single exon. NCBI's taxonomy places the organism in Eukaryota, Viridiplantae, Streptophyta, Magnoliopsida, Zingiberales, Zingiberaceae. The coding region runs from base 1 to 795 and encodes 264 amino acids. The record is from RefSeq and is a predicted model, not a curated record.
AUGGCAAAUACAAGUUUCUUAUCACUGCGAAGCAUUCUCGAGAAAGAGAAUACCCUCCUUGGAUCCAACUACCUAGAUUGGUAUAGGAAACUUAAAAUUGUCUUAAGACACGAGAGAAAAAUUUACGUGCUCAAUGAUGAACCACUAAAAGAGCCUACACCCGAUGCUUCAGAUGAAGAUCAGUCAUAUUAUUCACAAUAUAUGGAAAAUGCACUAGAUGUGCAAUGCAUCAUGCUGUCUUCUAUAUCUCCUAAGUUGCAGAGGCAACAUGAGAAUAUGAGUGAUAGGGAGAUUGAUCAUCACUUGUGUGAGCUCUUCCAAGAGAGUGCGAGAGUAGAGAGGUAUGAAAUCUCUCGAGCACUAUUUAAUAUCAUGUUGGAAGAAAGAAACCAAGUUGGGUCUCAUAUACUCAAGAUGAUCAGGUACAUAGAGAGGCUUGAGAGCUUAGGUUCCAAAUUGGAUCAGGACUUAGCUAUUGACCUGCUCUUGUCAUCACUACCUCCAUCAUUUUCCCAGUUCGUGUUGAACUUAAACAUGAACAACAUAGAUAAGAGCUUGACUGAUAUGAUGGUAAUGCUGAAAACCGCUGAGAAGGAUAUGAAGAUAAAUCUUUUACUACAUGCAAUGAUGGUAAGAAAGACCAACAAGUGCCCUAGCACCAGGAAGUUUAAUCCCAUGGCUAAUGCAGUGAAGAAUCCUAGAUAUCAAGCUCAUAAGAAGCUUAAGAAAGGGAUGCAUGUAUCCCAAUUUGAUGAGGGGGCCAUGAGCUUCCAUUGUGGCAAGAAAUGUCACUAG